UUUACCAGAAACGAAUUUUUCAAGCCUGCAGCAGAUGCUCAGCUCUGGGGCACGCUCUAUGCUCGGUCACUCCAGUUGCCUGAUGAGUCGCUGCUCAUGACUUGGGAAAACUACCCAGCCGAGUCUAAAGCCUACCCCUUAGACCCUAUCUACAAGUCCGUGGAUGGUGGUGCAACUUGGUCUAAUUUCAGUGCUGUUAAAGACACUCAGAACGGCUGGGGCAUGCGAUUCCAGCCGUUCCUGUAUGCUCUUCCAAUUGACUUUGGCGGUUAUGCCAAGGGUACCAUUUUGGCAGCUGGUGUUUCGACCCCUGAAAGCCUGGAAGGUGGUGUAUACAUCGAAGUUUAUGCAAGUAAAGAUGGUGCAAAAACCUGGGAGUUUGUCUCUCAUGUUGCCUAUGGCGAUGGACCCAAUACCAUCAAGAAUGGCAAUAAAGCACUGUGGGAGCCCUUCUUCUUAAUGUACAAGGGUCAACUGGUCUGUUACUACUCUGACCAACGGGACCCCAAGCAUGCUCAGAAGCUCGUUCAUACCACUACCACUGAUCUUAAAACAUGGUCAGAUAUUGUCGAGGAUGAGGCCGAGAGCAACUAUGACGCUCGCCCCGGCAUGACUACUGUCGCUCAUAUUGAGAGCACUGACAAGUGGAUCAUGACUUGGGAACGCUGUGGUGUCGAUGCCUGCAGAAUCUACUACAAAGUCUCCGAUAGCCCUCUCGCCUUUGGACCCAUCCCCGGGACCAGACUCAAAGCCACCGACGGCAGCCUGUUCACUAGCGGACCAUAUGUGACUUGGGUCCGUAACCCUUACACCAGUGAUGGCUCUGGCAUCAUCAUCAUUAGCACCACUUCUUCCGAAAACCUUCUCAUUCAAGGUGACAACCCAGCCGACGGAAAGUGGAAGAAGGUCGAUAUUAACCAUUGGUCCGCCUAUUCCCGCAGUGUC
This is a messenger RNA of Fusarium vanettenii 77-13-4, 945 nucleotides long. RefSeq lists its product as uncharacterized. The annotation marks the transcript as partial. The transcript has 2 exons. The record is from RefSeq and is a predicted model, not a curated record. NCBI's taxonomy places the organism in Eukaryota, Fungi, Ascomycota, Sordariomycetes, Hypocreales, Nectriaceae.